This is a messenger RNA of Aphanomyces astaci, 335 nucleotides long. RefSeq lists its product as hypothetical. Bases 22 to 255 code for a protein of 77 amino acids. Gene Ontology annotation, cellular component: nucleus; cytoplasm. The transcript has 6 exons. Gene Ontology annotation, molecular function: protein tag activity; ubiquitin protein ligase binding. Gene Ontology annotation, biological process: protein ubiquitination; modification-dependent protein catabolic process. The record is from RefSeq and is a predicted model, not a curated record. Lineage: Eukaryota; Oomycota; Saprolegniomycetes; Saprolegniales; Verrucalvaceae.
GCGACCUCCACGUCCUUCAUCAUGCAGAUCCAGAUCAAGACACUAACAGGACGAAAGCAAACGUUCAACUUUGAACCGGACAACACUAUCUUGCAUGUGAAGCAGGCUCUCCAAGAAAAGGAAGGUAUCCAAGUCGACCAGAUCCGGUUGAUCUACAGCGGCAAGCAACUGGCGGACGACAAGACGCUUCAAGAGUACAACGUCGCGGCCGGAGGUACCAUCCACAUGGUGUUGCAGCUCCGCGGCGGAUGCUAAGCGAUAUGCGUUCUCACCCCACUGAUUGGACGACAUUCCUUAACCCUCUCAAUCGAUCCUCCAUUUCUUCUUUAACUCUA